Molecule: messenger RNA, 264 nt
Organism: Hansenula ciferrii
Lineage: Eukaryota; Fungi; Ascomycota; Saccharomycetes; Phaffomycetales; Wickerhamomycetaceae
Exons: 1
Coding region: 1-264 (87 amino acids)
Source: RefSeq, a predicted model, not a curated record
AUGUCUGACAACUCUGAAUCCUCUGAAUCCUCUGACGAAGAAGACCCUGGUUAUGUAAAUGUUGUUCUAUCUUUUGAUCAAGAAAAGUACGUUGAUCCAAAUGAAGUUGAAACAAUUAUCAAGAAUUAUAAAGGUACGAUUUUGAAAAGAAUUAGUGAAGCUGAUGAUACACCAAUUCAAUACGCUGUAAGAAUUGUCUUUUUGGAUUUGAUGCAAAUGGGAAAAGAAGUGGAACAUGUGACAGCUGCUAGGUAUAUUGAAUAA